This is a messenger RNA of Alternaria incomplexa, 1350 nucleotides long. RefSeq lists its product as uncharacterized. Gene Ontology annotation, molecular function: transcription coactivator activity. Gene Ontology annotation, cellular component: SAGA complex. NCBI's taxonomy places the organism in Eukaryota, Fungi, Ascomycota, Dothideomycetes, Pleosporales, Pleosporaceae. The transcript has 2 exons. The coding region runs from base 1 to 1350 and encodes 449 amino acids. Gene Ontology annotation, biological process: regulation of transcription by RNA polymerase II. The record is from RefSeq and is a predicted model, not a curated record.
AUGGCAGGCACCAUACGGCCCAAUGACAUGAAUGUCUCCACCACGCCGACGCUCUCGUCGGGCACCCUGCCCAGCCUCACAUCUCUCCAGACGGACCUCACCAAGAAGCCCAACGCGCCGCGCGCCCCCCGUGUAGACGUCGAGCCCCUGUACGCCGCAGUCAAAGGCUCCAUAAGCGACGCAGACUGGACCAUCUACAAGAAAGCCCUCUCCUUCUUUCUCCUCGGCAACCUCAACCAGGAGGAGCUGUCCCACAAGCUGUCCAAGAUCCUCACCACGCCCGCCCUCGAACACGCGCACAAUGCGCUCUUCACGGCUAUAUACGCCAACAUAUGGCGCGACCCGCCCGAAGCAGGCAUCGCCAGUUGGGUAUCGAGUAGUGAUAAGCCGACGAGCGGGACGGUCAAGGGGACAGGGGACGAGAGCGAAAAGAGACUGAAACACGAGGUUAUGCAAUUGAGUCGGAGGGAGAGAAAGCGGCUGAAGGGUAUACCGGCAGGCGAGAGCCCGCUGAGUACGGGGCUCGAGGGCUUGGGCGCGGGUGCUGCUGGACCGGUGCAGGAGUAUGUUGACGCGAGACGGGCGAAGCAGCUCGAUGUUGGGCCGAGCAGCAACCAGGGCGGUGGAUUUGGAAAGACGAACUGGGAACUCGAGAUUCGGAAACGGUAUACCUCGGCCCUCUACGCCGAGACGCACGAAUUCCCCACCGCGACGACGAUAUCCUACCGCCUCCUACCAAUAUGCUACGAGUUCGGACUACCUCAAGGCCAUACGUCCGAUUGCCCAGACUACCUCAACAUCGCUACCGAGACAUACAUAAAAGAAGCACUGGCAAACUUACUAGGCAAAGUAAGCAGUAACGGCCCUGGAUAUGUGCGCACAGGCGAGUUCAAGAAGAAGCUCGCGCGAGAGGAAAGAUUAGUAGACCGCGGCGAGCUGGCCCGAGGCAUCGGCGGCGAACUCCCCGUCGAAGCAGAAGAACGACGAAAGAGGAAACUCCUGUGUAUGGAGGACCUGAGACUCGCGCUGGAACUCGGAGACUCGUACCUCGGACAAACACCACUGAUUGCGGGAUCGAUAAUGAACUCGAGGUUUCUGGAUACGCACGGCAUCGAGGACAUCUACAAUGCGCCCGCGAAACCGCUUACGAAUGGUACUCUCACCAAUGGUAUCAAUGGCAUUGCAAACGGGACUAAGCACGACCUCAACGGCGAGACUUGGACAAUCGACUUUGGUGAUCCGAUGCAGAUUGAUGAUGAAGUGGGUAUGCACUGGCAAGGAGGCAGUGUACAGGAUAUGCAAGAGAUGGACGAUGCGCUUGACGAUAUUCUGAACCUCGGCGAUCUAUAG